Molecule: messenger RNA, 414 nt
Organism: Perkinsus marinus ATCC 50983
Lineage: Eukaryota; Perkinsozoa; Perkinsida; Perkinsidae
Exons: 3
Coding region: 1-414 (137 amino acids)
Source: RefSeq, a predicted model, not a curated record
AUGGGCCUCACUGGUUGUCCUACAGCGGCUGAAGCUAAGCAGUACAUUGAGAUGGCUGAUGGAAAUUUGGAUCGGGCUGCCUCCUUGUAUUUCGAUGUUGGAGUAGGAGGAGCUGCUGUGCCCGAGGAAAAUGUCCGAGCGGCUAUCCCGGCAUUCCGUGACACCCUUCUGGCGUCACCAGCAGGAUCGCAGCCGGGGAGUGCACCGGGUUCCGAGAGAAGAAACAUAAGUUACGUUAGAAUGGGGUCUACGAGUGGUAGAGGAGGGAGCUCCAAUGAUGGUGAUACGCACAUGAGUGAGGAUCAGGAGGAGGACGAGGAGUUUUACUUUGAAGAGGAAGAAGACGAGGAGGAGGUUGAUGAUGAGCAGAAAUCAUCUGCGGUCAAUGACGGCGAAAAGGGUAAGAGUAGUUGA